This is a messenger RNA of Oryza sativa Japonica Group (Japanese rice), 3514 nucleotides long. RefSeq names its product disease resistance protein Pik-2-like. Gene Ontology annotation, biological process: defense response to other organism. NCBI's taxonomy places the organism in Eukaryota, Viridiplantae, Streptophyta, Magnoliopsida, Poales, Poaceae. Gene Ontology annotation, molecular function: ADP binding. The record is from RefSeq and is a predicted model, not a curated record.
CAUGGGUGUGGAAUAUGGGGGAAAGUUAAAGGGAGAGAGGACACUAAGGUGUAACGCGUUAAGACCACGCUCUCUAUUGAUGCUCCUCCGAUCCCGUAUGUAGUUUGUUGAGAGACUAUCAUGUUUCAUGUUUGUUUACUUCCGAACAGCUGGUAGACCUCUCUAGGAAUAAACUCCAUACCUCAUUCAGCACAUUCCCAAACAAAAUACGAGAGAUUUGCCAAGAAGGUGAAAGAUCAGGCACAGAGAAAUCAAGAGGUUCGAGCUAGACGAUGGAGUUGGUGGUAGGCGCUUCGGAGGCCACCAUGAAGGCCCUCCUGGGCAAGUUGGGAAACCUCCUCGCCCAGGAGUACGCGCUCAUCAGGGGUGUCCGCGGCGACAUCCAGUACAUCAGCGACGAGAUGGCCAGCAUCCACGCCUUCCUCACCAAUCUCAGCAGCUCUGGCAACGACGACGGCCACGACGCGCAGACCAAGGACUGGAUGAAGCAGGUCCGCGACAUCGCCUACGACAUGGAGGACUGCGUCGACGACUUCGCCCACCGUCUCCGUCACGAUCCCCGCGGGGACGGAUGCCUCGUCGAGGUGUACAGGGCGCUGUACGAGAUCUACACCUGCAGGCCUCGCUGUGACAUCGCCGCCAAGCUCGCCGAGCUCAAGAACCGUGCUCAGCAAGUGGGCGAGCGGCGCUUGCGAUACGGCGUCGUCCUCAACCCGAUUCCCCCUCAGCGCGGCGAGACCCGCAAUGGUGACCAGACCACGGGAGAGAACCAGGUGGCCGGGCGCCGGCUCAUAACCGUAAAGGAGCCCAUCGGCGUGGCGCGCGCCAUCGAGAAACUCGAGGCGUGGAUGAAAAGCCAAAGUCACAAGAACCGCGGUGUGCUAGCCAUCCAUGGGUUUGGUGGCGGGGGCAAGAGCACAAUCGCGGCGGCGCUGUACCGGAAGCAUGGCCAAAAUUUCGACUGCCGAGCGUGGGUGACGAUGCCCCAGAAGUUUGACGACCGUGCGGUCCUCAGGAGCAUCCUGAGUCAGGUCAUGCUGCCUGCCACUGCCAGUGGUGGUGGCGACCGCAGGCGACGAGGAGGAAGCAGACACGCAAAGAUUGAAACCAUGUCCCAGGAACAACUCAUCAAAGGGCUGAAGAACCACCUGCAAAAUAAGAGCUACAUCCUCGUGGUCGACGACGUACGGUCCGCCGAAGCAUGGCAGACAAUCAGACAAUAUCUACCGGAUGAAGAAGGCAGCAGAGUUGUGGUCACUACACGAUUCGAAGCCGUAGCAGGGGAAUGCAUCCUUGACAGACAGAAAGACAUGCUCCAUCAUGUGGAUCGUCUAUCUGAUGAUGACGCUAAGAGGCUAUUCCAAGAGAGCGUGUCUGAAUCCAUGACUAGCAGUGACAAGAUGCUCGGUCAGGCGCACAUUGAUGUCUCGAGGAAAAUCUUGGACCUCUGCAAGGGUCUGCCUGUGGCCAUUGUAACCAUAGCUGGUCUUGUGGCUUGCAAGCCACAGGCAUACGAGAAACAGUGUGCCGAGAUCUGCGUCUCCCUGCCUCCAGUAUCCGUGGACUGCCAUACCCCGGAAGGCAUGACAAGGAUACUCAACUACUGCUACAGCAGCUUACCUGCAGACCUCAAGACCUGCUCGCUCUACCUGAGCGUGUUCCCAAAGGACAGCAGGAUCAGCAGGAAGCGGUUGACGAGGCGAUGGAUAGCGGAAGGCUUUAUCAGCGAGGAGCACGGGCAGAGCAUGAAGGAACGCGCGGAAACAAACUUCAAUCUGCUCAUCCGAAGGAACAUAUUGAAGCCUGUGGAUCACAGCAGCGACGGGAAAGUUAAGACCUGCCAGGUUCAUGACAUGAUCCUCGAGUACAUCAUGUCCAAGUCCAGCGAGGAGAACUUUAUCACCGUGGUUGGCGGGCACUGGCUCAUGCGGACACCCAGUAAUAAAGUUCGUCGCCUGUCCAUCCACAGCAGCGAUGUGAAGCAUGCCAAAGAAACCAUGGACAGAAUGAACCUGUCCCAUGUCCGAUCAGUCACAGUGUUUGGGAGCUUGAACCAGCUGCCUUUCAUGUCGCUCAAGCUCGGCAUUGUACAGGUGCUGGACCUGGAAGGCUGCAAGGGCUUCAAGAAGCAGCAUGUCAAGGACAUCUUCAAGAUGCUUCUUCUCAAAUAUCUCAACCUCCGAGGAACAGACAUCAACAGCAUCCCUUCCAAGAUUGGGAAGCUACGGUACUUAGAGACCCUUGACAUAAGGGACACGAAUGUCCAGAAGCUGCCUGAUGCCAUCGUUCAGCUUGAACGGCUGACGAGUAUACUCGGUGGAAACACAAUGGCACAGGUAACACUCAAGUUGCCAGCGGAGGCAACGAAGAAGCCGUUGCGAACACUGCACAUCCUGUCCGGGAUCGAGAUCACUGGGGAGCCGACGUCCGUUAAUGAUUUCCACGGGUACACUGCCCUUAGGAAGCUCGGGAUACACAAGCUACAAAUCCAGGAGGGUACUCCUGGCUUCAAGGCCUUGCUCUCUUCCAUCCAAUACCUUGGAGGUAGCUCGCUCAAGAAUCUCUUGAUCAAUGAUGAGUGCUCCGGUUUCAUCGACGCACUGGAUUCUCUGACCUCACCACCGAGAUACUUCCAUUCCCUCCAGCUGUACGGCAUGUUCAUCAAGGUGCCCAGGUGGAUUGCUCAUCUCACUGAACUGAAGAACUUAACCCUGUCAGUUACGGUGCUCCGAACUGAUACCUUGGAGCUCCUUCAGAAGCUACCUCGUAUGUUCUGCCUUAUAUUUUCGUCCUGGACAUCCAGCAAGGACCUUGAUUUGGUGGACAUUCUUGAAAAGAACAAGUCGGACUCAGAGGGGCAGAUCUUGGUCAAGCAUGGAGGGUUCGACUGCCUUAAGCUGCUCCGCUUGGACGCGCCGCUCCUGCCAUUGCUCGUCUUCUCGGAGAGGGCCAUGGGCAACCUCGAAAGGCUUGAUAUGAAGUUCAACACGCUGGAAGGCGUCUUCGGCAUGGAUAACCUCGCGAGCCUUCGUGAGGUGCACAUGACGGCCGGUGAAAAAGCCGGUGAGAUCACCAAGUCAAUAGUGCGUGAGCUGGAGGCCGAGGCAGGUAAAUACGCCAAUACACCAAGAGUGGUCGUUUACGAGUUAGCUGGACGCGGAAGCAGGUCACAUACGCCAAACGACCCAGAGUAGUCUUCUAUGAAUUAUUAUAGCUAGUCUCUAUUCAGAAGUGCUCGUCGUCGUCGGUCAUGUUUGUGCUGUUCUGUUUUAGCUUUUGUAGUGACUGGUGCUUGUUUGAGUUUACCCAAUAAGAAUGGUUUUCCUAUUUGGGGAUGGUGCCAUGGUGGUGAAUCUGUCAUCCUGCCAUUAUAUUUAGAGUUUCUGAGAUUUUUGUAAGAGUGGACAGAUAAAUCUUUUGUGCGUGUGGUUUGAAUAUUUGUGGAUUGAUGCUAAUGUUUAAACUUGCGCUCCAAGCGCAAAUGGAAAGGUAGUAAGAAAUGUUGCUUUUGUCA